AUGUCUACAGAUAGACAGGAUUUUCAAAUCUGGACUAUUAGUACAAGCGAUUAUGAUAGAAAGAUUGAGUUCAGAGGUGAAUUGAUAUUGGUUUAUAAUGAGAUAACGAAGGAUACACCGGUGGAUAAGUAUAAGGUUAGCAUUAAAGAGGAAUUUACUAUUCCGAAGGGCUAUAAAUUGUUGCCCAAAAGUGACGCCACCCUUGAGGAGUGGUUAAUUGGGUUCAUAUAA
Molecule: messenger RNA, 231 nt
Organism: Sclerotinia sclerotiorum 1980 UF-70
Lineage: Eukaryota; Fungi; Ascomycota; Leotiomycetes; Helotiales; Sclerotiniaceae
Exons: 1
Coding region: 1-231 (76 amino acids)
Source: RefSeq, a predicted model, not a curated record